AUGAAUGGCAUCCGCCUGGAGGUGUCCGAUCCCAAUCACCAUACUCCUUGCCUGAACUUGGUGGUCACGAACAAGGCCAUCUAUGUCGUGGACCCUACAGUGGCCGGCUAUCCGACCGAGAACACGGGAAAGAUCCAGGACUGCGAAUGGCUGAAGGCAGACCUGAUCCGCAUCACGCGAGGCUUCCUGCCCCAGGUCAUGUUCCUUGGGUUCAAGUCCAAUGCGCCACCGGAAGAAGGUGACAAGGGUGAGACCAUCGUUCCCUUCAUCUUCCACCGCCACAAUGCGCGAGAAAGCGCUUUGAGCAAGCUGUCUGACUUAAAGCAGCUUCCCAUCGACGAUGACAAGAUGACGGAAGAG
Molecule: messenger RNA, 360 nt
Organism: Symbiodinium sp. CCMP2456
Lineage: Eukaryota; Dinophyceae; Suessiales; Symbiodiniaceae
Source: the annotation of a GenBank genome assembly